AUGCCCAACGUCUGGUCGCAGUUCGCCACCUCAGCCAUCCCAGCCCAAGAGGAGGAGAUCGCACAGGAACCUGCCUGUGCCGACCCAGCCGACACCACCCCUUUGUACCUUACCAUGGAGGCCAUGUCCAUUGGUGAAACACCCGAAGGAGAGCCCAGAUACCUCGUCAAGGCCAAGGUGUGCAUUCCCGAGGGCACCCAGCUAGCCGCACCCCGCAUCAGCGCCGAGCCAAGUCAGGAGGAAGAGUUCAUCGACAUCGCCUUCCUUUUCCGCCUCGCGUCCGACGGCAAGCUCGAACUGCACCUCCACCCUGACUCUGUGCUCACCCAGGAGCAGGCCGACAACCUCGACGAGAACUUUGUUGCCGUCAAGUGGGAGCCUCGCGAGGAGAUCAAGAUGUUCGUGACCGUCCCCGACCUUACCGUCUUGGGCUUUGCUGGCCCUGGCUGGCCCACCAUCGACAAGGGCAAGCUCGCUACUGCUGCAGAGUAG
Trichosporon asahii var. asahii CBS 2479 is the source of this 492-nucleotide messenger RNA. RefSeq lists its product as uncharacterized. Lineage: Eukaryota; Fungi; Basidiomycota; Tremellomycetes; Trichosporonales; Trichosporonaceae. The coding region runs from base 1 to 492 and encodes 163 amino acids. The transcript has a single exon. The record is from RefSeq and is a predicted model, not a curated record.